Macadamia integrifolia is the source of this 714-nucleotide messenger RNA. RefSeq lists its product as uncharacterized. Lineage: Eukaryota; Viridiplantae; Streptophyta; Magnoliopsida; Proteales; Proteaceae. Bases 1 to 714 code for a protein of 237 amino acids. The record is from RefSeq and is a predicted model, not a curated record. The transcript is spliced from 2 exons.
AUGGCGUCGCUUACGCAAGACGUGCUCUUGAAGCUCCUCCAGCAUGCCAGCGACAGAAAUGUUAAGGUCACCGGUGAGCACCGUUCGGCUCUCUUGCAGGUGCUCGAGAUUGUCCCUGCACUUGCUGCCGGCGAUGAUCCCUGGCAGAGCAGAGGUUUCUUCUUGAAGGUCUCCGACUCUUUGCAUUCUGCUUACGUUUCUAUCUCCAAUGAAGACCUCGAUUUGAUCUUCAGUGAUAAGAUCCAGCUCGGUCAGUUCCUUCAUGUCUCUCGCUUAGACUCUGCUUACCCUGUUCCUGUGCUUCGUGGUAUCAAGCCUGUCCCUAAGAGGCGGCCUUGUGUUGGUAACCCUAUCGAUUUGGUCUCCAGCGACUGGCUGAUGGUUCGACCUAAUGUUGAUAUCCCAGCGGCGGCUCAGGUUUCGGAGAAUGUAAAAAGCGCCGAGAAGAAAGAUGGAUUGAAGACGACCAAGGUGAAGAGGUCGUCAGAAAUUGAAGACAAAACCAAGUCAAGACGAGCUUCGUUGGGAAACAAUGCGAGGGCGGAGGACCUGGAGUUGAGGAGACUAAGCUUGGAUACGAUGCGCAAGGGAUGGGACCAUAGCCCAGGAUCGAAGAAUGCCAACGGCGUACGUUCCUCUAGUUUCUCGGAUACUGCUUCUGUUCUUUCUGAUAAGAAAGCUUCUUCCAGGAGUAACUCUAAGAAUCAAUGUUAG